AUGGAUGAUACAGCACAGAGUAGGGCAUCUGAUGCCGCGGCGACUAGAAAACGCAGAUCAUCAAUACUGAAGAGCCAACGUCCAGCCCGCACCCCAUUCUCCGAGCUCGAGUUUAAUGUUGCCACUCCGACUGACACCGCUAAGAGUCGAAGAGUCAGCUUUUCUAGAAGAACGGGUGUUGCCGAAUUCGUAACGAACGAAGCGACGACAACUUGGAAGAAUUUUUACGAGGAACAUAAUAAAUCGCUAGAAUCUUCCAGUAACGAUUCCGAAGCCAAUGCAUCUAGACAGCCUGUAGGACAUUUAGGGAAACGAAUAUUUGAUCAACAAUUUGAAGAAGUUGAGGCAGUCGACUUCAUAGGGAACGUCAACCCUUCACUUAUGUCCAAUGGCUCUUUAAACAACAUCAAUUUCACCCAACAACUUGCUUCCCUCGACUGUACAACGGACACCAAACUCACAGCUCCCCUAAAUAAUUUCGAACUAAGCACUUUUACAGAACAGCAGAGUAAACUGUUCGGAAAUGACUUCGUUGCGUCCACCAUAGGUGAGAACUCCGGUCGUAUCGAUGUUAAUUUCUCAAAUAUACAGGAGAUAGGUCAGAAAGACGAUCUGGAUGAGAUUGAGAGGGAUUUAGAGAGGGGACCUAGUAAUAUGGGGUGUCACGGUCCGUUUAGCAGUCGACAGAGUUUGUCCGAGUAUAUUGAAGUUGAUCUUAACAUGACACACGUCGCGCGCAAUGAUGAGGACAUGUCUAUCACAGACACAAUCCACAGUCCCGUUCAAGAUGUUUCCAAAAGUACUUCGAUAGAUAAGAAAGUUAGUCUAAAUCCUGAUUGGGUAGCUGAUAAAGAGAAUAUAGCUGUUAAUCCAUAUGUUACACCUUGCGAAGCGGAUAAUUUCGCCGUCCAUGAAGAACCGAAUCAAGUCCUGGUUUUCGAUGGUAAGCGCUUAACUUUGCAGCCUGAUAAACCGGAGCCAGAAACUGAGAAGAAUUAUAGACAGACUCUUUUGCCGUCAACCUCUUUUGAAACUCCUCAAAGAAAGACUAUAGUGCUGAACGUAAACGAUGACUUGCCUAAUUUUGUCGAUGAUAUGCUCAAUUCGAAAUGUGAUAACUCUGCGUUCGUUAGUAGGGAUGGCGGCUCUACUUCCUUCGCUGUUGAUGUUCCAAAGAAAGCUGCUCUUAACCAGACUGGUAAUAUAUCUAUGACCCAAGCUUUGCCGACUAAUAUCAUAAGUGAUACCGCGGUUGCGAAUGAAGGUUCGAGUAAACGACGAACCAUAGUGUUUAACGAAAGUAUGGGCAAUAUAUCUGUAACACAGUCUUUGCCAGCUAAACUAUUUUGCGACCCCGGUCCAAGUGAAAGACGUCGCACUGUUGUGUACGAGAAUGACACUGGAAACAUAUCAAUAACACAGGCCGUUCCUACGAAUAUUCUGGUUGAUGAAACUUCAAAUAGAGGGAAGCGAAAGACGAUAGUUUUUGAAGAUGCUCAAGCGAAUAUAUCAAUCACACAAGCGUUGCCUAGUAACGUUAUUCUGGAUAAUAACACUAAAGAAAAACGUAAAACUAUAGUUUUUGAAGACGAACAAGCCAACAUAUCUGUUACGCAGGCGUUACCUAGUAACGUUAUCCUGGACAGCGCAAAAGAAAAAAGAAAUACCAUUGUUUUUGAGGAUGCUCAAGAGAAUAUUUCGAUCACACAGGCGUUACCUAGUAACGUUAUUCUGGAUAAUAACACUAAAGAAAAACGUAAAACUAUAGUUUUUGAAGAUGAACAAGCCAACAUAUCUGUUACGCAGGCGUUACCUAGUAACGUUAUCCUGGACAACGCAAAAGAAAAAAGAAAUACCAUUGUUUUUGAGGAUGCUCAAGAGAAUAUUUCGAUCACACAGGCGAUACCUAGCAACGUUAUCCUGGAUAAUAACCCUAAAGAAAAACGUAAAACUAUAGUUUUUGAAGAUGAACAAGCAAACAUAUCUGUUACGCAGGCGUUACCUAGUAACGUUAUCCUGGACAACGCAAAAGAAAAAAGAAAUACCAUUGUUUUUGAAGAAGCUCAAGAGAAUAUUUCGAUCACACAGGCGCCACCUAGCAACGUUAUCCUGGAUAAUAAGACUAAAGAAAAACGUAAAACUAUAGUUUUUGAAGAUGAUCAAGCGAAUAUAUCUGUUACGCAGUCGUUGCCUACCAACGUUAUCCUAGAUAACGCAAUAGAAAAAAGAAAAACUAUAGUUUUCAAUGAUGAUGCAGGCAAUGUAUCCAUUACUCAAGCUUUGCCUGCUAAUAUAAUGUUGCCUGAACAACCGGCGCAGGAACGACGCCGCACGAUCAUUUACGAAGACGACAUAGGCAAUAUUUCAGUAACACAAGCUUUACCAACGAAUCUAAUACUCGAACAAGAAGACCCCGUACCCGAAAGAAGACGAACAGUCGUCUAUGGUAACGAAACUGGCAACAUCUCCAUCACACAAGCUCUACAAUCGAACGUAAUUCUAGAAAGAGUUCAAAUUACCGAUCAAUUUAAUUUCUUUGCUACCAACAUUCGAUGCUCACCUAAAGACAGUGAUAAAAGAAGGAGGACGAUUGUCUACGAAAAUGAUACUGGCAACAUUUCUAUCACGCAAGCGAUUCCCGCCCCUAUUAUAGCUGAGAGUAGCGAGGAGAGUUGCAAGACAAGUAGCGAUGAUAUCUCUUUUACUAAGUUAUUGGAGAAUCCCAAACGAACGACUGUUGUCGUCGAUAAAGAAGAUGAUGAUGUGUCUAUGCCCGAAGCGGUGUCCUCAAAAAUUAUCGAUGAGACUGUUAGUAUGAAAAAGACUAUUGUUUUUGAUGAUGAUGAAGCUGAUGAAUCGAUGACUCUUGCGUUAUCUACCAAUGUCUUCCUUCUGGACAAACUAGAUUCAGCAGUCGAACAGAGUGUUAAACUGCCAGAGAUAGUUGAGGAGGUGGAUGAGAAUGUGAUCAAUUAUGAGACGUAUGAAGAAAUGCCAGUGGCAAAAGAAGAAGCGCCUUUGGAUAAUAAAAAUAAUGUACAUUCACACGAAGAAGAUGGUAAUAUGUCCAUAAUAGAAGCUAUAGCGAAAGUAGAAGUACAAGAAGAAGUUAAAAAUACUGUUCUAUACGAUAAUGACGAUAGCUGUAACAUGUCGAUUACAAAACCCAUACCAGCAGAGUUAGUACAUCUUGAAAAUGAAAUUAUGAACAAAUCAAAAUGCGCGGACAAUCUAGAGACUGGGAAUUCGACGAAUCCACCCACAGAUGUCUUAGUGUACCAAACAGCAACGGCCAAUAGUGCGCCGCCGGCUUUAACUGAACAAGGGGACCUGAAAAACCAAUCAGUGACUAGCGCUACGGACUCCAAGAUAACAACUUCAGAUAAUAAAGAUUGUCCUGAGUCUGUAGAAGAGUUGAACAGUGAGGAUGUCUCGCUCAUGCACCCGAGAGUGGCCGAGCGGAGUGACCAAUUAGUUCUUAAAACAAACAAUUCAGCAAUGGCCGUUGACGAGAAAACAGACGAUGCCCCUGAAACAAAACCUGAAAGUGUAGAAUUGAAAGAAUCGGUAAAAAUCGAGAGCGGGAAGUCUGUACUCGAUGCUCUACUCGAUAUGUCCAUCACUGAGGGAGGCACGGAGGAUAAGGAUCUAAUGACCCAGUUAGACUCAACGCAUACAGUUUCAGAAAAGAGGGAUGAUAAGACAAGUAAUAUUUCUAGCGAAAGCAUGUUUUAUGUGACGAAAGAUAGCGAGGAUGACAUACAGGCUGAUAGAGAUGGGAAGAGCCCUGAGGCAUCGCUUAAAGACAAUCCGUCGACCCCAAUAGCAUACAAAGAAGACGACGAAGAAAUCAGUAGCCUUGAGAAGAAGAUAGAACAAUUAAAAACAUCAAUAACAAAAGUGAAAGAUUCUUCAAUAAUAAACGAAUUUUACGAGAGAGUCGUUAACUCGGAUAUCCAACAUGCCGUCAGAGAAGAAGAGAAAUCCAAAAUACGGGAGCGGAGUGAGAUUUUCAAAAAAGCUAACGAUACUAAGGAGUUGCUGGAUAUGAUAUCCGAUUUUACUGAAAAAGACGAGGACGAAUAUCAACCGAUUGUCAUGAAAGUCAAAGGUCCACCGCCUGUAGAGGAUAAGGCUGAGGUGGUUGAGCCUAAAAGGCUGAGUUUUGCUCCAAAACGCCAGUCUAUUGUACUGAGUAGAGAAGAUUUGUUGAAUAACAUCUCCAUGGCGCAAGCAGCGCUGCAGAAGUCGCGGUUAGCGCUUGAUGACAGCGAAUGCGUGGAUGAUACUAAAGAUUCCUCAACUGCCUCGUCCAAAAAAGCUGAUCGCACGAGCAAUGAAGUCGUAAAGACUUUGCACUUUGACGAUGAGUCUCUGAGCGAGAACGACAUCAAGGCAGAUAUAAAAUACUCCCCUCUAAAGAAAACUGCUUUCGGGGAAACUUCGUACAUGAUAGAAAGUAAAGCUAAAGUCAUUCCGACCUACCUGAAAGAUGUUUCGGAUGGUAUAAAGGAGCUCAUGCUGGAUCUAGUGAAGCCUAUGGCAGAUAACGUGCCGUUUGAUGGCACAGCCGACAAAGGCGUUAGGAAGAAUCCUUCGACGCAGAGCACGCAGAUACAGGCUAACCUAAUCACAUCGAGCCAAGUGGAUAUUGAUUCCGAGUUAGAUUCGUACCCUGAGUCGAAUUACGAAUCCGAUAAAAUGAGUGCGUUAGCCGGUCAUACUCUGAAUAAAUCAAGAUCGCGUUCCUUUAGGAGUCCGCUGAAGUUUACCUCUAAUUCUUCUGAAAAAUCCUCUGAAUUUGAGGUACCUAGUCCGCGACAGAGAUACAUAUUUCAUCGCCAGCCUAUAGAUCAGUCGAUCCCUUCGAAAGUGCUUGUAUUUGAUCAUUUGAAUCCUUUAAACAACAUCCUUCUAAGUACAAUGGAUUAUUCGGACGCCCACAAGUAUAAUCCUAAGAAAUCUAAUGACACAUUAUGCGGCUCUGAUCCCAGUCGGGCCGCGUUGAUUCACUUCGAAGAUAGUCGUAAAAAAGAGCAUGAAAUCGAUCUCGUGAUGACACAAUUUUGCGUGGAGUCGAGGCAGCAGGCCAUGCAAGGAGACGGCGGCUGUAAGGAAGACCAAAGCAUGCGCUCUAGUAACAGUAGACCGAUCUCAACGGACCAGACGAUAGCGGCUCAGACAUUGCAAGUCAAAGACAAUGAAGCCAACACUCUGAUUGCCAUGAAAGGCAACAAGGAGUUACUCGAAGCUAGUUCUUCCCUAACACUAGUUGACGACCCUCUCCCUCCUCGAUACUACGGAAAUAUUCACAGUCACAGCACAAUACAUUCGCAUGAAAUAACAGCAUGCCGUAAGAAAAAAUCUCCCGUCAAAGAAGAGAGCGAAACAGAGAAUGAGAAACUAGAGUCAACAGAAGAAUUGAUGGAGCAUUCUCCGUUAUGCACUAAAGCCAAAAAACGUUUAUACAGUCCGAACGAUAGAGAUAAGUAUAAAAACUCACAAUCGUCUCUUGAUGUGACGCCGAAACCGAGUACGAAAAUACAGAAAAUAUCAAUAACUCCUAAAGUAUGUAAAGUCCAAAUACAUGAAGGCAUCAAGCAUUUGGCUGCGGAGAAGGACAUAACUGAACUGCCUGAGAAGCAAGCUAACACAUCGAGGGUAAUUGAAAAACGUUCUCCGAAAAAAGAGAAAAAGUCUCCCGCGAAUAUAACUGUACAACAGUUGAUAACUGAAUAUCACACUGUGGAUUCUGGCAUUGACAAACAUUUGUUAGACGCUUUGAUGCCGAAGUCGCCGAAGUCGGAAUGCUCGAAACACCCAUCGCAGUCUGAUGUCGGCAGCAAUAGCUUGGAUUUUGUCAGCUCGUUCACUAGCAGUAAGAAUUUGAACGCGGUAGAUGUGUAUAGUUCCUCGACGCAUUCUCAACAGUUUUCGCAAGAGAUGCAAAAAGCUAGCAAGAUGGAAUGGCACCCGGAGGUGAUCAGCGCUAUAAGUUCGAAUUUGAGUGACUCUGAUUCUGGCGUCAAUGUUGUCGCUAAGAUCGAUAUGCUGCCGUUCAUGGGGAGUCAUGAAUGCGAAUGGGAGUCAUCAUCAGCCGAUACGUGGUCUUUCCGUCUCCUGCACGGUCGAUUACGACUGACCGCUCGUCUGGCGCACCGACUGGACAACGCGACCAGGACGAGGGUGCGGGGAGACACGCCAGUGCUGGAUAUUACCGUGGAAACUGUGCAACAUGACAAGAAGAAUCCAGUAGCAACGAUGUGUGUUCGCUUCGCAUGUGAAACGAUGCGCUACAUGGUGUCGCGCGCGUGCCGCGGCUCAUGCUGCGUGGCGUCAGACAUUCCUCCGUUGUUGCGUCGCUGUGCCGCUGUCGCUCGCGUCGCGUUGCGCUGGGGACGAGCCAUGCAUGACGCGAAGCUACAUCUUGCUUACACAAUGGAUAAUGAUGGAUAUUUGACGCUGAAGGUGGCGAACAUCCCGCUCCGCUCGGUGUGGGAGGUGUCGAUGCGCGUGGAGCUGGUGGUGGACGACGGGCGGGCGGCGCCGUGGCCGCGCGCCGGCUGCGUGCGCGUGGCGCGCGUCGUGUCCGACGUGCCCGUGCACGACCACGACGUCGCGCGCGCGCUCGCGCACACGCCCCGGGACUGGGGACACGCGCCGAGGACUAUCUGGCGAAUGUUCAGAUACCUGAAGCACAAGACGCGGGACGAUGACCUCUUGUUAGCGUAA
This is a messenger RNA of Spodoptera littoralis (African cotton leafworm), 6732 nucleotides long. NCBI's taxonomy places the organism in Eukaryota, Metazoa, Arthropoda, Insecta, Lepidoptera, Noctuidae. The record is from the annotation of a GenBank genome assembly.